Molecule: messenger RNA, 1165 nt
Organism: Botrytis cinerea B05.10
Lineage: Eukaryota; Fungi; Ascomycota; Leotiomycetes; Helotiales; Sclerotiniaceae
Exons: 4
Coding region: 216-404 (62 amino acids)
Biological process (GO): translation
Cellular component (GO): ribosome; cytosolic small ribosomal subunit
Molecular function (GO): structural constituent of ribosome
Source: RefSeq, a predicted model, not a curated record
GGCUCAGUCCAGUAUAUAAAUGUCACGUGAUUUCAACAAAGGGCUGCCAAAUUUCGAAGCCCUAGCAUUUUUAGUGUGAAACAUCAAGCGACGGCGCUAGAGUAAGCAGCAAAGAAAGAGUAUACUGACGCAUCUCACGAAUCCAUCGACAACCCAACAACUCAGCAACCGCUUAUCGGAAAUAUCAAUCGACAAUAUCCCGAUAAACCGCAAUCAUGGGAAAGGUUCACGGAUCCCUCGCUCGUGCCGGAAAGGUCAAGUCUCAAACACCAAAGGUUGAGCCACAAGAGAAGAAGAAGCGCCCUAAGGGACGUGCCGCCAAGAGAGAGAAGUUCGUUCGUCGUUUCGUCAACGUUACUUUGACCGGUGGCAAGAGAAAGAUGAACCCCAACCCAGGAGCUUAAAUAACCAAAAAUUGAUGGAUGGGGAACAAGAGGGGCGUUGCUUGUUACUAUACACAAGAAUUUCACCACGAUGGGUUUACGAUUACGAUUCAGGAACUAGAGAAUAUCUACUUCAAGUUCGGACGGGAAUCCAUUGGUUGGAGGAAAAGCAAUCUUCUUUAAUGGGCGUAUAUGUACAUCUGAGGAAGUGGUUUGCUGCUGAAUUGAGAUCAAUGUUAUCUUGAUCUUUCUCCGUCUCAAUACUUGUUCAUUGGUUUCUACAGAUGUGAUGUGAUAUUGCGAUGUUUUCUUACGCUGCAGAAUGCUGAAGGCUAUGUACUGGGUGGCCCAUUUGUACGAGGCGUUGAUCGAGGCCAUGAAAAAUGGCUAUGGGCCGGCCAUCGGUCAAGGGAUACUAGAGAUUCAGCCCACAAAUCUCGGUCCCGUAUAUGUCAUAGGGAUCUGACAACAAUCAAAAAGUUUCAAUGACUUCCUCACAUUUCUCCUUCGGUCUUCUGAACACAAAUCGCCAAUACAUAAUGCAAAUAUAGCGGUCAUAUAACCAGUUGAAUGAAAUCUCGGCAAUGAAGUUAUCCUGUCGCGUCCAUUGCGCUUCAACUGAAAUCGCUUGUGAAAGAUAACGAACUGUCAAAUGAUCCUCAACUUUACUUGACUGCAGCUUUGUAUCUUGUUCUCAGAUCUCUUUUUAACGUUCUUUACAUCCUUUCUAGCAAUCUAUCCCAUAUUUACAACAUCUUAAUUGGUUUCCUUAAUGCUUGGCA